This is a messenger RNA of Lactuca saligna, 460 nucleotides long. The record is from the annotation of a GenBank genome assembly. NCBI's taxonomy places the organism in Eukaryota, Viridiplantae, Streptophyta, Magnoliopsida, Asterales, Asteraceae.
AUGCUUAACAAACUCAUUUUGGACGUUUUUGUAACGGCUAGGUCAAGUCUCGCGCCAUGGCAUGCCUUGAAGCGCGCCAUGACGUGUUUUUUGGAACCAUGGGUUAUACAGAAAAAGAUCAAUAAUGUUUUUGGGUGUAUGCGCUCGAAAGGAAUUUCAUCAAAUGAGUAUAUAGAGAAAGAAUCAAAUAGAUCAUCUAAACUUUUUCUCUAUUCUUCAAGAAUGGAUGAAGUUGCAGUGGAGGUUGAUAAUGGCGGCAAUGAAGCUACUACUAGGCUUAGUUCAGAGGGAAUUUCAACAAAUGGGUUGUGUUUGUGGCAAACUUUCUAUGACAUCCCAUAAUUUAGGUCAGACUGUGAAAAAUUAAUUUACAAUAAAUCUCUUUGUAAUUUGACUCAUUUAGAUUUAGUGCAUAUAAUGUAAAAUAAAUGAGUUCAUUUCAAAUAUUAUAAGAUACCAG